This is a messenger RNA of Aspergillus nidulans FGSC A4, 789 nucleotides long. RefSeq names its product DsbA family oxidoreductase. Gene Ontology annotation, molecular function: oxidoreductase activity. The transcript has 4 exons. The record is from RefSeq and is a predicted model, not a curated record. The coding region runs from base 1 to 789 and encodes 262 amino acids. NCBI's taxonomy places the organism in Eukaryota, Fungi, Ascomycota, Eurotiomycetes, Eurotiales, Aspergillaceae.
AUGGCCGUUAUCUCAAUAGAAAUCAUAUCUGACGUUAUCUGUCCUUGGUGCUUCAUCGGCUAUCGCACUCUUCAGAAGGCAAUAGCUCUGUACAAAAAGACAUACCCCGGCGGUUCAGAAAAUGAGUUCGUCAUUGAGUGGAAACCUUACUUUAUUGAUCAGGUUGCACCUGAGACAAGCGUUCUCAUCAACGACCGCAUGGCCCGCCGCAUGACGCGCUCCCAAAUCGAAGCUGCGCAGAAGCGUCUCAAGCGCAUCGGCAGCACCGUAGGCAUCUCGUUCAAAUUCGGUGGGUACAUAGGCUCGUCACGACUUGCGCAUCGGGCUCUCCACCUCGCUCUUGACAAGGGAGGGAGUCAGAUGCAGUGCACGGUAGCGGAUACUCUGUUCCAAUACCAGUUCGAGCUCGAAAAGGACGUUAGUCAAAUGCACACUGUCGUGGAAGCUGCAGAGAAGGCCGGAAUGGACGGGGACCUUGUGAGGGAGUAUUUGGAGGGGGAUGGAGGAAAAGAGGAGAUCGAGACGGCAGAGAGAAAAGCCAGAAAGAGAGGGGUCAAAGGGGUGCCGUGUUUGUGCAUUGGAGUUGGGGGCAGAGUGGGAGAGCAGGUUGUUGACGGGGCUGGGGAUAUGGAGGAGGUUUUCGAGGCGUUGGUUAGGGCUCAGCCGAGAGGUUCUGUUAAGGCGACUCUGCACCACACCCCACGCGUCUACCCGUCAAGCCUUGGGGACUACAACUUACCUAGCACUACACACGUCACCCGUUCCUUGCGGAGUAAAUCACCCGUAUAG